CGCAGCAGAGUAAAAGGCUCCUCAGUGAAGUGGAGGCUGCUGCUUUUCACCUGGUUUUCCUUUAAGAACCCACGAGACUCACUCACUUUUGAAAACAAGUAGACUAACAGACACCCUACGGACUCUCAACUUCUCUGUGGUUCUUGGGUAGCAGUCAGCAUGCAGAAGAGGAGGUAUCGUUACUUACCUUAACUGCAUUUCCAUCGUGAAUCGUUACUCAUGGAGAGAGAGACAAUGUUUGUUUUUUAGCAAAAGUUUGUCUGUAAAGCAACGAUCACCCAUUCCAUUUGUUGUUUCCUUUUUCUUGUACAACUUUUGCGUCAGUCACAGGGAUAUGAGGAUGCAAGAACUCCGCCAUAUGUUUCAGGUGGAAUGCUCGCAUCUGUGAAACUUUAGGACAUUUUCCACACUGUGGAGGAACUACAGAGGCAGUAGCUUUCAGAGCAAGAUCAUUGUGCUUCAGCACUAUAAUUGAGUCUGCACUAUUGUCAUGAGAUUGAUGUGAACGUUUGGCUCGUAACGGAACGGUGAACCUCAGUUUUACCAAAAUGAAGGAUGACUUCAAUGAUGAAGAGGAAGUGCAGUCUUUUGGCUACAAAAGAUUUGGUAUCCAGGAGGGAAGUGAAUGCACUAAAUGUAAAAAUGACUGGGCCUUAAGGGUGGCCAUUGCCCUUCUAUAUGUGCUUUGUGCACUGCUCACCAUAGCUGUGGCUGUGUUGGGGUACAAAGUUGUUCAAAAGAUGGAUAUGGUCACAGAGGGAAUGGAUAAUUAUGGUGGGAAGAUCAUGGCUGUAGAGACAGACCUCAAGAAGCUUGAUGAUCAAACAGGAGAGAAGUCAGAGAACGCCACCAGUGAGCUCCUCUCAUUUAAGUUGGAAAUUCAAACCUUGCAGAAUCAGCUCAAUGACGUUGCUCUGAGGGCUUCUAGCAAUAGAGCUGCUCUUGAUGAGCUACAACUAGCUGGUGAGGACAUGCAGAGUGGACAUCUCUCACUGCGAGAUCUGCUGGAGAGCAAUGCCAACGUUAUCAGCAAAGUCAACUGCACCUUAAACACAUACAGCGGCCUGAUUGAUGGACUAAAGACAGACACAGAGCGGCUCCAAUUGGAUCUUCAGGUGCAGAGCAGCAGGAAGAGCCAAAACACCCACAGCCUCAGCACUCUGAACUUUACCCAGACCCAGCAGAGGAACCUGAUUAGCUCCCUUCAAAGGUCAGUGGAGGACACCAGCCAGGCUGUCCAGAAGCUUAAGAAUGAUUAUCAGAGACUUCAGCAGGUGGCCAGCCAGACCAAAGUGGAUGCUGAUUGGCUUAGAGAGAAGGUGCAGAACCUUCAGGUAUUAGCUGCUAAUAAUUCUGCACUGACUCGCUCUAACAGUGACACUCUAGAAGAUGUGACCUCGCAGCUGAACUCACUCUCAGAGCAGGUGCAAAACGCUUCAGCCAUCACUGAUGGUCAUGACCAAAGCCUGCGUGAGCUCAUGGACCAGCAGCAAGACCAUGACAAUGCCACUUCAAUGAAGUUUGACGAACAGGAAGCACGUCUUGACCGCAACGAGGGGGAGAUGGACCGCAUAACAGGCAAUGUAAGCUUUGCCACACAGCUGCUUGGCGUAAUCAGCAGAGACAUUAAUGGUCUGCGCACCUGCGCUGAGACAGUGACCUGGCACUCUGACCUGCUGCUGGGGCUGAACAGCAGUGUGGCUGAGACCAGGGCAGACAGCGCCAAGCUCAAAUCACAGCACGAAGAACUUGCCACCAGGCUUGACCGAGAGGUCAGCAACCUCUCCAUAAUCAUGGAGGAAAUGAAACUGGUUGACAGCAAACAUUCACAGCUUAUAACCAACUUCACUAUCCUUCAGGGUCCUCCUGGUCCAAAGGGUCCUCGGGGAGACAAAGGCUCCCAAGGGCCUCCUGGGAACCCUGGCCAGAAAGGUGAAACUGGCGAAAAAGGAGCACCUGGUGUUUCUGGGCCUAAAGGAGAAAAAGGUCCAACAGGGCCUCACGGUGUGCCAGGGUUCAAAGGUCUACCAGGGUCAAAAGGAAGCCCUGGGCAAAAGGGUUCGCGGGGAUCAGGAGGCAGGGCAGGGCCUCAAGGAGAGAAAGGUGACCCUGGUAUAACUGGUCUGCCCGGAAGAGAUGGUCAGCCAGGUCUUCAGGGGCCACAAGGACCACAGGGAUUACAGGGACUCAGAGGGCCUGCAGGACCAGAAGGAGCCCAUGGGCCCGUUGGCCCCGUGGGCCCACCUGGACCUCCUGGAUUACCAGGACUUCCUGCACCAGUAGUUGUGCCCCCUGUAGAUCCUCAAGCCUUUGUCAACCACCAGGUAGCUCUACCUACAAGUGCACCAGGAUGCCCACCUCAGUGGAAGAGCUUUAGGGAAACAUGCUACUACUUCUCAGUUCCAGCAGAGAAUCUGAACUUUGAUGAAACAAAGGAAAGAUGCGGCAACAAUAGUUCAUCUAUGCUCAUUAUCAAUGAUGAAGAUGAGCAGCUAUGGAUAAAGAGGCAUAUUUCUGGAAAAGGCUACUUUUGGCUGGGCCUCACAGACAGUGCAGAGGAAAACAUCUGGAGAUGGGUGGAUGGGAACCUGCCCACCUAUACGAAAUGGAAACCUGGGCAGCCUGAUAAUUGGAGUCAUGGUCAUGAGGAAGGGGAGGACUGUGCAGGUGCUGAAAGGGAGGCGAACAAGAAGAGGAUCGAGCUUUGAUUCCGUUCAGUGCAUAUCUUGGCCAUGCCUCUCUUCACGUCAAAUCCCUUUGAUCAAGAUGUUGAGAAAGCCACAUGUGAGAUGAACACAGCUGAGGAUUGGGGCCUCAUUCUGGACAUAUGCGACAAAAUUGGGCAGUCUCGCACCGGGCCUAAAGAAUGCCUGCGUUCUAUAAUGAGGAGAGUGAAUCACAAGGAUCCCCAUGUUGCCAUGCAAGCGUUGACGCUACUUGGUGCAUGUGUGUCAAACUGUGGAAAAAUAUUCCAUUUGGAGGUCUGUUCCAGGGAGUUUGCUAGUGAAGUUAGCAAUGUGCUAAAUAAGGGCCACCCAAAAGUGUGUGAGAAGCUGAAGGCACUUAUGGUGGAAUGGGCAGAGGAUUUCCGUAAUGACCCCCAACUAAGCCUCAUCUCAGCCAUGAUCAAGAACCUGAGGGAACAGGGCGUCAUCUUCCCUGCUGUGGGCUCUCAGGCAGCAGAACAAGCUAAAGCAAGUCCUGCAUUGGUAGCAAAAGACCCUGCAACAUCAACAAACAAAAAGGAGGAAGAGGACCUUGCUAAAGCCAUCGAACUGUCGCUGAAGGAACAGCGACAACCGCAGCAGCCUCAGGUCUCUCUGUCUGGACUCUACCCAAGCACCAGCAGCCUCAUUAGCUUUCAUAAGACUGAGGGCAGAAAGGUCAGGGCCAUCUAUGACUUUGAGGCAGCUGAGGACAACGAGCUCACCUUCAAGUCAGGGGAGAUCAUCACCAUCCUGGAUGACAGUGACCCCAAUUGGUGGAAGGGCGAGACAUAUCAGGGUGUUGGGCUUUUUCCGUCAAACUUUGUGACAGCAGACCUAACAGCAGAGCCUGAGAUGAUGAAAACAGAGAAAAAGACUGUGCAGUUCAGUGAAGACAUCCAGGUUGAGGCUAUUGAACCAGAGCCUGUCUACAUUGAUGAGGAGAAAAUGGACCAGCUGCUUCAGAUGAUCCAGAGUGCAGAUCCAACAGAUGAUCAGUCAGACACCUGUGAGCUUCUGCAGUUGGAGGCUGCUUGCAACCAGAUGGGUCCCCUUAUUGAUCAGAAGUUGGAGGACAUUGACGGGAAACACUCCGAGUUGUCCGAUCUGAAUAUGAAGGUCAUGGAAGCUCUUUCCCUCUAUGCUAAGCUAAUGAAUGAAGAUCCAGUGUACGCCAUGUAUGCUAAAUUACAGAGCCAGCAAUACUACAUGCAGCAGACUCCAAACACUUCCCAACAGGUGUACACUGUCCAGUCCACUGGAGGGCAGUAUGCAAUGAGUAGCACAGGAGCACCAACAUACAAUGUUCCAAUGGAGCAGCUCUCUGUUAUGAACCAAACAGGAACACCAAUUGCCGGGCAGCCAGCUCCCAGCGACGUCCAUAUGUACAUGGGCCAACCUCCAGUCUACAGCCCCACUCCAGGCAACAUGCCCCCAGCUGAUGUCCAGUCCUAUCAGAACCAAUCCAGUGCUCCAGCAGGCAUGACCCAGACCGGCUAUACCAUGCCCUCCAUCCAUAGCCUACCAGCUACUGCAGACAUCCAACAGACCCCUUAUCUAGAGAAAGCUCUCUUAUAGGACCCAUAGAGACUCAAACUCUCUGAUUUCAUACGGACAUGCAUUCAUAAAAAAAAGAACAUUCAGUUUGAAACACCACAGACACACAAGAUAUCUCUUAGAUGGUAUUCUCAUUUAUUUAAGACACUACAAACAUACCCAGAAACACUUAUUUUGUAUCAUGAAAGCAUGUGGUGAUUGUUGACUACUAACUGGUUGUAUUUUCUCAGAGAGCGAUUUAAUGACUGAUCUUUUACAAUUGUGGCUAUUAUUAGAAAAUUGAUGAAGGUGAUGAGAAACACUAAGUUAUAUGAAUGAUUUGGCAAUGUCAUAUACAGUAGGUCUCAAUAGUCCGGUGUUUGUCACAGCAGGUCCUGAAAGAGAGGUUUCGUCAGUUAAAUUCUCAUCACUAUGUGACUGGAUGUGAUGGUGAGAAAGAGUUCAGGCCUACAGAAGACAUGUCACCUCUCCUCCAGAACCAUGUAGCAAAACACUGCCAUAGUCCUCCCUGACAGUGACCCAUCACCUCUAACCAAUUAAAGACAUUAAAUGUCUUUAAUGGGAUAGUUCACUCGUAAAAAUGAAAAUUCUGACAUAAUUUACUCACCUUUUUCCAAAUCUUUGAAUUUAUUUUAUUUUUUUAACACUUUGUAACACAAAAGGAGAUGUUAGGCAAAAUGUUUGCAUUAGUCCCCAUUGCUCUUUUAUCAUAUUUUUGUUCAACUGUGUGUGGGGGGUCAUAUUAAGUAAAUGAUGACACAAUUUUCAUUUUUGGGUAAACUGUCCCUUUAAACUCAGUUCUCAGUGUUAAAGUGAUCAGAUGUUUUAGUGUAUUUUUAUUUAAAUUGUGAUUGUUUUUUUGCUGUUUUAAUUAACAGUACAUUAAUACAAGAAGGAUGUAAUAUUCUGCCUAUGUUCAGAUCUAAAUGUGUAUAUAUGUGAUCUCACCUCUGUCUUUAGAACAUUAUGUUCAAAGCAGCUGCUUGAUCUGUAGAAAGGACACAUGGGAUGGUGGGGAGUAAUGCUACUCCAUGUCAUGCACUUUUAAUUUACCCUUUUCAUUACCCUCAUUUCGAACGUGUCCACCUUAAACUUCCUCAGCCCUUAGAUGAUUAUGACUCAAUUAGAAUGCCAUUAACCGUGCACUCUGUAAAUGUUUUCAGGUCUUCCUUUUUUCCUGUAACUUUCGAUACAGAUGUUAGAAAUACUCAUGCAUCUUGUCUUAGAUUUUACAAACUAUCAAUAUCCUUUAGAAUGGCCACAGGAAUGAGUGAUCUUGUUUAAAUGCAUCGUAGUGUGUGGAAUGAUUGGGUUAACUUCAUCUAUGUUUCUGAGUCCUGUGGAGGGCUGAGACUAACGCUAAAGAAAACAAACUGGCUCAUAUGCCAUGCGUUAAUUUGAAUCUCCUACUAUAAACUAAGGUGGUACCCCACAUCUCUGUCUAGGCUGCAGUGUUAUCAGAGUAGUUGUUGACAUUUCAUAGAGACAUUCUGGGAAAUUGGAACCCUGGGACCAUGAGCCAGUUCUGUAACACCUUAGCAUUUGCACAUGGAGAUGAGAAUCCUUACGUAAACCUUAUCCACAGGGAAGAUUUUUAGUGUAUCAGUUCUGUACCCAGUUGUUUGUAUGUAGUAUUUUAAUCAUCUUAAUAAUUAUUAGUAUUCACAAUAAAACUAGGCCAAAUGUAUA
Molecule: messenger RNA, 5951 nt
Organism: Xyrauchen texanus (razorback sucker)
Lineage: Eukaryota; Metazoa; Chordata; Actinopteri; Cypriniformes; Catostomidae
Product: collectin-12-like
Biological process (GO): protein transport to vacuole involved in ubiquitin-dependent protein catabolic process via the multivesicular body sorting pathway
Cellular component (GO): ESCRT-0 complex
Molecular function (GO): phosphatidylinositol binding; ubiquitin binding
Source: RefSeq, a predicted model, not a curated record